AUGGGAGGCCAAGGAAGAGAAGGUGGCAAGGCGAAGCCCUUAAAAGCACCGAAGAAGGAGAAAAAAGAAAUGGACGAGGACGAGAUCGCAUUCAAGGCGAAGCAGGCCGCAGAUGCGAAGGCGAAAAAAGAACUGGCAGAGAAGGCCAAAGGAAAAGGUCCCAUGAACACUGGCGGGCAGGGAAUUAAGAAGAGCGGCAAAAAAUGA
This is a messenger RNA of Cyphellophora attinorum, 207 nucleotides long. RefSeq lists its product as uncharacterized. The transcript has 3 exons. The record is from RefSeq and is a predicted model, not a curated record. Lineage: Eukaryota; Fungi; Ascomycota; Eurotiomycetes; Chaetothyriales; Cyphellophoraceae. Bases 1 to 207 code for a protein of 68 amino acids.